AUGGAGUUUAUGCUCAAUCAGAUUAAAAUUGUAUUUACUGAACGCCAUAUGAUUGCAAGUAAAUUCACUGCGAAUAAAUUCUCUCAACAUAAAAUACACAUAGCCUUUAAGGCGUGUGAUUAGCUACAAGAAAUUGCUUUAAUUCGGGCACGUUAUACACAAGUAUGCUGUGGUCAUGGAGCGGGAUGAGGAAUUGAGCAGUUUUGGUUGGCAUAGGAGAAAUCCUCCAAAAUGACAAGAUUUUUCGUCGCUGGCAGAAAAUCGUGAAAAUCAAUGACCUCCCCCAAACGACAAUUGUCCUCCUCCCGCACCAUGACCACAAUUUUGCAGGACGACUAUUGUCUUCCUCCCGAAUUAAACCAUUUCCAAGAAAACGACAAUUGUCCUCAAUACGAAUUAAAGGCGAUGCCAUGGAGGGUUACGCAGCUCUGGAGAAUGAACUGAUCCUAAAAUCCAUUUUCUCAUUUCUGGGUUUUAAAAGUCUAAAACAAGUUCGUGGACAAAAAGUGGAAUCGUGUCUUGGAACACCAAUUUACAAAUAAGGCUCUGGUUUCCCUGAUUUUGGAUCAAGAGGUUUCGAAAACCACAAUCACAACGCUGAUUCGUCCCUGGAAGAAAAAUCCUACCGAUUUGAUAUUUAAGGUAGAAAUGAAUCAAGCCGUUCAAGAUGUUGUUGCCGAUUAUUUCAAGAAAUUUAAACAUUGCAAAAUCCACUAUGACGAAGCGUGGAUGGGCACAGAGAAAAAUAAAAUGUUGCCGGAAAUUUCAUUAAAACAUUUGUCCCAACUGGUCGAACUGAUUGGACACCCUGCCGGCUCGUUGCGGAUUAACUUUCCGUUCGGGAAGUCGAACAAGAAAGAAAAGUACGCGUCGGAUGAAGUGGUUUCCAAGGUGACGAAUGCGAUAAAUAAUUGUCCUAAAGUUACCAUGAGCUUGGGAACGGCAACUAUUUAUGAGUACGAUUACGAGCCGAAUGCAUAUUCUGGUGGGAUCAAAUUCAACACUUGUCCCAGCAUAAAAAUACGAUCCGAUCAGGUGCAAAAGACUGUCCUACUUUUCACAAAUGUGCAAAGCAUAAAGUUUACCAAGGAAUGUUUCCAUUACGCUUUUCCUACCGUGAUGAAUCGUAUUGUUGAAAAUUUGCACCAAUUCGACAAAUUGGUGGAAAUUCGAUGCGACAAAUCUAUUCUACUUGAGAGUGUAACGGGAUUAAAUUGCAUUCAGGAUAUCGGGUCCCUUAACAAACUUUCUACUUCCUUGAAACAUUUACAUCUCAAAAUACGAUGCGAUUACUACGCGGGAAGUGAAGAUGGGUACGCAGAACUUGGAGAAGUCCUGGCUAAACAUGCCCCAACUUUGGAAACGUUGGGGUUAUCUUUCAAAUGGAGGGUUGACUAUUUUGGGGAAGAACAAGAAGAUGACGAGAAUCCAGACUAUGGCAGAAUUUCAGUGCCAGAUGUCUUCCCUAAAUUGGAAAUGUUACAGAUCACGGUGGGAAACUCGCAUCGUAGUUCCCCACCAAGAAUGACACGCUCAGAAAUGAUGGACAUUUUUGGGCUCGUCGAUAGUACUGAAGAGGGUAGAUUCUAUGAUAAAUUUCCAUCAUUGCGAAAUCUAUCGCUAAUAUUGCAAACCUCAUCAGGAUGCUCUGUUUCGGGAAAUGUGUUUGAUGACGAAUCCGUCAUUCGAUUCCGUAAUGAAGGAUUUGUAUCAAUUUUACAAGAAAUUGGGGAAAAUCGGGACGAGGAUACGACAGAUGAAGAAGAUUAAUUAAAUCCUGGAGUAAUAUGUGCUUCAAUUCUUAUUGGAAUUUCUGUUGAACAAUUAUGCAUUGACAUUGUUAUAUGUAGGUACUGUAAUUUACUUUUAUUAAAACAUCUAUUUCCAGCAUUUUAAAUAAUGCAAUCAUAAUAUAAACCAAUUUCAGCAUAAUUUCCUGAACCAAUUUGUAGCAAGAAUUAGAAAUAAAAAUAUAA
This is a messenger RNA of Folsomia candida, 1976 nucleotides long. RefSeq lists its product as uncharacterized. The transcript is spliced from 9 exons. NCBI's taxonomy places the organism in Eukaryota, Metazoa, Arthropoda, Collembola, Entomobryomorpha, Isotomidae. Bases 649 to 1770 code for a protein of 373 amino acids. The record is from RefSeq and is a predicted model, not a curated record.